This is a messenger RNA of Dimorphilus gyrociliatus, 920 nucleotides long. Lineage: Eukaryota; Metazoa; Annelida; Polychaeta; Dinophilidae. The record is from the annotation of a GenBank genome assembly.
AUUCCGCCACUGGUCACACGACACGAAAAAUCACGUGAUCGUAGAGAACCGAUAGUCGAUUCCGCCAUUACUGGAGUUAACUGAGAGAAGAUUCAUUCCCAAGGUAUUAUUCAUUCUGCAUUUGACUUAGUAAUAUGUUUAAUACUUAAAAUUAAAGAAAUUAAUAUUAUAUAUAUGUUUGGGGUGUUGAAAAUCUAAGUUAAUUAGGAGAAAAAUUAAUCUCCCUUUAUAGUUGACUCGCAUGUCCAGUCACCGCACCGGCUGAACAAAAAAAAGUUUCAGUAAUAAUAUAUUUGUGAAGAAUGACUAAUUUCUCUAUAUUGUAUUAAGAUUUGAAAAACAAUCUUAAGAUAAAUAGACAAAAAUUUCAGUAGAGGUCAUAAGGAGACACCUCGCCGUAUUCAUUAAAAGGAUUUCCGGGUUAAUAAAACACGAACUAUUUGAUGCUGAUAAGCCACGCCCGCAAAAAUAGUAAAAUAGUUUUUUCUCAGACAGAUUCUCGAACAUAUUACAUCAUGUCGUGGGAAAGCUACGUGGACAAUAUGAUUGCCCAUUCGAUUCAGAAUGCCGAUAAAGGUGCUAUUAUAGGAUUGGAUGGGGGAAUUUGGACGCCACACUCUGGACAACAAAAUAUCCUUGAACUUUCAGGAGAAGAAGCCCAAACAAUUGCAAGGGUUAUCCAAAGUGGUGACGUAUCUGCUUUCCAAGCAAAUGGAUGCAAAGUUGAAGGCGUUAAGUAUAAUUUUUUGAGAGAAACCGUCGGGCUAUACAUUUUCAAGAAAAAGGAGCAUGGAGGAUUAUCUAUGGCGAAAACUACCAAAGCCGUCGUUAUUGGGCAUUACGCCGAAGGAAAGACCCAUGAACAAGUCAAUCUCGGAGUCGCGAAGAUUUCCGAGUAUAUGAAGUCACUAAAUUUUUAG